UCUAACAGCACGGAAGGCAAAGCCUGGUGUUUGUGUCAUGGCCUGGUGGGUGGUGUGUGUGGGUGGAAGAGGCACCAGAAUCAAAUAGUGACUCGGGAAAUCAGCCUCACCAACCAUGCCCUUGCAGCCCCUCGGAGCAGCACCGUCAGGAGGCUGAAGACGGAAUCAAUGGUUGAGCCAGGGAAGACCUGCCCCAUUGAAGGUCACUGGAAAGCAGGCUGUUGCAUUGUAGACGUAGACAAAAUGCCUUAUUUUACAAGACUCUUUUUGUUUUUGUUUUGCCUGAUGGUUCUUGUGGAGAGCAGAAAGCCCAGGAGGAAGAGAUGGACAGGACAGCUGGAAAUGCCCAAGCCAAGUAACUCUUACAAAAAGAACCUCGACAUGACCAAAAUCGGAACAGGAAAACCUCAGCAGCUUCUCAGAGUGGAUGACCACGACUUCAGCAUGAGGCCGGCCUUUGGAGGCCCUGCCAUCCCAGUGGGUGUGGACGUGCAGGUGGAGAGUCUGGACAGCAUCUCUGAAGUGGACAUGGACUUCACCAUGACCCUGUACCUGCGGCAUUACUGGAAGGAUGAGAGGCUGGCCUUCCCCAGCACCAGCAACAAGAGCAUGACCUUUGAUGGACGGCUGGUGAAGAAGAUCUGGGUCCCAGAUGUGUUCUUUGUUCACUCCAAAAGGUCAUUCAUUCACGACACYACCACUGACAACAUCAUGCUGAGGGUGUUCCCAGAUGGUCAUGUGCUGUACAGCAUGAGGAUUACUGUCACUGCCAUGUGCAACAUGGACUUCAGCCACUUUCCCCUGGACUCCCAGACCUGYUCUUUGGAGCUGGAGAGCUAUGCAUAUACAGAUGAAGAUCUGAUGCUGUAUUGGAAGAAUGGGGAUGAAUCCCUGAAAACAGAUGAGAAAAUCUCCUUGUCUCAGUUUCUGAUUCAGAAAUUUCACACAACUUCCAGACUGGCCUUCUACAGCAGCACCGGCUGGUACAACCGACUGUACAUUAACUUCACGUUGCAUCGACACAUCUUCUUCUUCCUGCUCCAAACCUAUUUCCCUGCCACCCUGAUGGUCAUGCUGUCCUGGGUGUCCUUCUGGAUUGACCACAAAGCUGUGCCCGCCAGAGUUUCACUAGGCAUCACGACGGUGCUGACCAUGUCCACCAUCAUCACGGGCGUGAACGCCUCCAUGCCCCGCGUGUCCUACAUCAAGGCGGUGGACAUCUACCUCUGGGUCAGCUUUGUGUUUGUGUUCCUCUCGGUGCUGGAGUAUGCAGCRGUCAACUACCUGACCACGGUGCAGGAGUGGAAGGAACGGAAGCUUCGGGAGAAGGUCCCAUGCAUGUGUGGAAUGCCUCAUUCCAAAACCAUGAUGCUGGAUGGAAGCUGCAGUGAGUCUGAGGCCAACAGCCUGGCUGGGUACCCAAGAAACCAUAUUCUGACAGAAGAAGAAAAGCAAGAUAAAAUAGUGGUCCACCUGGCCCUGGGCAGUGAGUCUAGCUCCUCCAGGAAAAGGGGGCUUCUCAAGGGCCAGGUGGGGCUCCGCCUCUUCCAGAACACCCAUGCCAUUGACAAAUACUCCAGGUUGAUAUUCCCUGCCUCCUACAUAUUUUUCAAUUUAAUUUAUUGGUCAGUGUUUUCCUAAGGGCUCCAAGGCCAUGCCUAUGUAAGGCAUGGACAUCCAUUGGUGGACACACACAUAGAGCAGAAGCUCCCGGACCUCCAUGAGCAGCACCCCCCUCUCAGAAGAGCCCGGGGGCCUUCUGGCUGCCCUCACCCUGAUCUCGUGGGUUUACUCCUUGUUUGCACUGUGUCUGUGUCACUCUUUACACCUUUCUGAACAGAACUGUCUUCUGCUCUUGCAUGAGAAUUUGUUCACAAGAAAUCCCCUCCUGUUAAGAGAGAGAGAGAGAGAGAGAGAGAGAGAGAGAGAGAGAGAGAGAGAGAGAGAUUCUAAUGCCUCCAAGAUGUUCCAAGACCCUCAUAAACCUAGAAUUCAGCUGUGAAAGGGUAGGGAAAAUGACAGGCAAGCUUACGAGUGUUCUAGGUAGGAGACAGGAAAUAGGGAACAAAAUAUUUGUGAACCCAUACAACUGGAUUAAGUGCCUAGAAAGGAAAACAAGCAAACAAACUAGCUAACUAACUCAGAUCCUAGAUAGGAAGUGAUUUAGCCCAUGUCACUCUGGUAACAUAUGUGAUUUUGUAAUACAUUCACCCAUCCAUUCCACCUUUCAUUAAAUAUUAAGGUCCCUCCCUGGGCCAGGAACUGUGGAAAUGAACAAAGUCUCUUUCCCCAUUGAACUUCUCUAAGCUGUGCUUAUUCGACACUCAUCAUAAUGUGCUUCUGCACCACUGCUCCCUCAACCCUAUUUACCCUUCCCCACAGACCCAUUUUGUUUACUGGUGAUUUUACUCCAGGUUUAUCUACAAAAGCAAUUCUGUCUCCGGUGAUAUCCUCAUGAAGCCAGCUCUAUGUUUCUCUCCUGGAAUCUCCAUGUGGUAGAGCCUAUGACUGGGAGAAGGAUGGGCACUUGAGAACUAGUGAGAGUACAACUUGGUUUUAGGGAGAAGGGGUGUGGGUCUGUGUGGAAACCAGUUUCAGAUACCAUCUUACUUCUGUUUCUGGGCUCUUUCCCUUCUUCUCCAGCAGAAUAAUGUCAAUAAUGAUGAUAAUUAUAAUCCCUGUGUCUAAGUCUGGUCCCCUACCCCAGUGAUCCCACCUACUCUAACCAGAAGAGCUUCACACUCUGGAGUGAUUUCUCCUUUACUUCCACAAGCUAGUGACCUUUCCUCUAAUGCAGCUAAGUCCGGAGUUAGGAAAGCAAUCUGAUUUAUUGAAUCUGUACUAAGUUGUGGGUCAUUUCUCUGAAGCCUGUUUCAGGAGAUUGCUAGAAAACUGGAGUGGAUCUCUAACUAGUGGAAUUUUAGGUGGUAUAAAGGAUAUGACUUUGCUAAGAGGGCUCUUCCUUUAAAUUACAGCACUGGGAGUCAGAAGUUGGGGGAGAUACAAGGAACACCCACCCCAAGUUUCCUUGCUCACUGAAGGACAUCGUUUUGCUUUCUUCCUCAUUGCUCCUGACAGCUUCUUGCCAGGGUCUGGGUAUUUAGUCAAGAGUAGAAAUAUGAUCAGCAAAAGACAAGGCACACCCUGUCUUAAAACAAAUCUGGCCUGUGGAGUCUGCUCCACAGUUCAUGACUGUCGGGGGUAGGGAUUAGCUUUGAGGACUGCAGUGCACAGGAAUACCAGGACUUCUAGGAGUAUUAAGUCAGGGGCAUGUGGCUACCUGUCCUUUUACUCCCUCACUUGGACUGACUGUGUGGCUGCCCUAUUCAUUCCCAUUUCUCCGUUUCUUCCCCAGGGUCAUUCAUCUACUGAUUCCCUCUGUCACCUUAUAUACUUCUUGUAUAAAUCUGGUCCCAGACACUGUCUCACCAGUCCCUUGCUCAUGUUGAGACACAGACUCAUCAUUCUGGACGAUCAGGCCACCAGCCUUGAUCUUACUAUGGCUUUCUGCCCACCGGGCCAGAGGCUGUGUGAUGGGGCAGGACUCAAGGAGCUGAACUCUCAGCUGGGAUAGCUCCCGGCACUGUAAUGACAUAUUUUAUCUUGGGAGACUGCAAGUUCAGUAGGUUUCUAACACCAUCUUAGGGUUUAAUAAUUCUCUAGAAGGACUCACAGAACUCAGAAAAACCAGUGUCAUCAUAGUCACAAUUAAUAACAGCAAAUGAAUAUGGACUAAAAUCAUCAAAGGGAAAGGGAGGGUCUAGGAGAGACAGGUGCAGAACUCUGAAUUGUCCUCAUCUAUUGGAGCUAUUUGGAUUUCACUUAUUUUUCCCAUCAAUGAUGUGUGACAAUGUGCAUGGAAUAUGUCAACCAAGGAAACUCACUCAAGCUCAUCAAGGUGCACAGUUUUUUUUAUUGGAGAAGGACCACAUAGAUACACUGAUCACCCGCAUGGCUGACUUUAGCCCCCAGCCUUUCUAGAGGUUGGGCUAACAUUCGUGGCCCAUGGUCCCAUCAUAAACUACAUUAGUAGCAUAAACUACCUAUUGUGGCCCAGGCAAAGGCCCUACUAUGAAGCAGGACAUUUUUAUGGAUUUAGAGGCUAUCUCUUGGGAGCUAGGAUCCAAGGAGCAAACAUUUUUUUGAAACACAAGGUUAAUCUUUUACUACGUGACAAUCCUUGCGAAUUCCUUACUGUUAUUGUCAAUUGCUGUGCUACUGCUAUAUAUUCAAGCAAUAAACAUUUUACAGCAGCCCUGCACUGGGUAUGAUGGGGUCCAAAUUAAGAAAAGUAGUCACAGCUCUCAAAGAGGAGAUAAGCAAAGGAAAUGGCAGAUAAAUACCUGUAAAUUUUAAAAAAGUGUUGUCCUAGUCCAUUUUCUGGUGUUAUAACAAAAUGCCAAAUACUGGGUAAUUUCUGAAGUUUAUUUGGCUCACAGUUCUGCAGCCUGGGAAGUCCAAGAACAUGUCAGCAUCUGGUAAGAGCCUUCUUGCUCUUCAUGGCACAGAGACUCACCUGGCAAGAUAGAGCAGGUGUGCUGGUUUGGAUCUCUCUUUCUCUUCUUAUAAAGUCAUAAUGCUAUCAUUAAAACCUAUGCAUUUGACCUCAUCUGAUCCUGACUACCUCCCAAAGGCUCCACUUCCAAAUAUCAUUAGCAUAUUAAUUUAGCAAUCGAGUUCCCAACAAAUGAAAUUUGGAGGGAUGCAUUCAAAUCAUAAAAAGUGCUUAACACAUAAUGGUUCAAUGGAUGCUUGGAAAAGGAAAAAAAAAUAAUUCCUCUUGGAAGACUGAAAGAUGGGACCUCAUGGAGAAAGCAGCCCCUGGAAUACCCCUUGAAGRAGAAAAACUGGGGCAAAAAACAUGCUACAUAUAUUCUGUCUAAUAUGGUAGCCAUUAGCUACAUGUCUGUUUAAGUCUAAAUUAAAGUUAAAUGAAACUGAAAACUCAGUUUCUCAGUUGCACUAAUCACACUUUAAGUGCUCUGUUCCAUAGCCAUAAGUACUGGUGGCUACUGCAGUGGACAAUCCAAAGCUGUAGAACAUUUACACAAUGGUAGAAAGUUCUGUUAGCACUCUAGAUGAAGAGAUUGGCCUGAGCAAAGGUAUGUAGGGAGAGAGGAAAGUUUGGAACUGAAGACUCUAGUGUGGAGAAUAGGGUUUGUAGGGCAAGCUCCCUAUCAUGCUGAUGCUAAUGAGGACAACUUCCCCACCAUGGACUUGCCUUGCUCAAGACCACUGGAUUUUCCAGCCUCACAAAUCAGUGAAGAAUGAAAAUGUGCAAACAAAAAUGAUUGGACGAUACAGGGCUCUGGACUUGUUUAGAAAUCUUUCAUAUCUUGAGACUCUCCCAGGCCACAAUGCUGCUCAAAAAAUAAUAAUUACGUUAUCAUUAAAUAAGUCAUAUUGCUUUGGUUGUAAGUCUUAUUUAAAUUCAACACUAUUUUGCUUCUAACUAUGCUGUUUUCAUAAAGUAUGGUUCAUGUAACAUGGUUGCCUGUUCACAACUUAAAACAAAUAGAGUAUUUUUGCUAGUUUAUACAUUUAACUGGAGUUAACUCUAUAGCAAACAUAUUUAGAAUCAUAUACACUGUUUUGUCAUGUGGGACCAUGAUGCAAUGGUAGCACUGACUGAUUGUAAUAUAGUGGUCUGAUUCUAUUUCAGAAAGUGAAAUUAAAGGAGGUGAACUAGAGACAACAACAAUAGUAGGAAUAGAAAAGGGAACCAAGGAAAUGUUGAAAAUGUGGAAUGAUUUACCCUAGAGGUAGGAAGACAGAGAAUCAAAUGCAAUUAUUAUCAGGGCUGGAACAAUAUUUUAUUUUACAUAAUCUAAAAUGUUAUCAAAUGUAAGAUGCACUCAUAUUUUAUGUACCAUUAAGAGAGGAAAAAUGUUAAUUAAAUUAUGGCAUGUUGAU
Molecule: messenger RNA, 5913 nt
Organism: Urocitellus parryii (Arctic ground squirrel)
Lineage: Eukaryota; Metazoa; Chordata; Mammalia; Rodentia; Sciuridae
Product: gamma-aminobutyric acid type A receptor subunit rho2
Biological process (GO): monoatomic ion transmembrane transport
Cellular component (GO): membrane
Molecular function (GO): extracellular ligand-gated monoatomic ion channel activity; GABA-A receptor activity
Source: RefSeq, a predicted model, not a curated record